UCUGGCAGUGAACGGCAAUCAUUUGCAUUGGAGCUUGGCCCACGAUCCAUCCCCCGUUAUGGACAAAUAUAUAAAUCAAUUACUCAGUUUUAGGAGAUUAACAUGGUCAGUCCAAGAAUGUGGUCAGCAUUGCACACCUUAUUAUGACUGUUUAAAAUUAGAAAAGAUCUUGAAUUGAUUGACAGGGUCAACAGUAGUUGCACGCCUCUAGCCUAUGUCUGAAUCCCAUAAACUCCUUCACCUUCUCUUAUUGUUUAUCUUCCAAUUCUAUUCUUAGAAUCUCAGAUAAACUUGCCAGCUCCAUCACCAAUUCUGCCUCUCAAAGAGACGCGCACGCCAACAUGAAACGCCCCCUUAACCUAAAAUUAAACAAAAGGAAACAAAUCUUUCCCACAAAGAAAAAGACUUGGGGAACAACAAAAUCUCUCCAACAGCGGCUCGUUUCUACCCGGAGCUACACCCCAUUUCCGGCUUGGAGAUGACCGUUGUUCGCUUUCUUGUUCUCCUCUUCCUCGUCGCACUUUCGCUCUGCAGCCUCUCAUUUUCCUUAUCAGAAGAUGAGGCUCUUCUCAAAUUUAAGAAUUCUUUAACUCGGGCCGAUGCCUUGAAUGAUUGGGUUUCAGGAUCCAACCCAUGUAUAAGUAGAUGGGUCGGUGCCAUUUGCUUUGAUGGUUUCGUCACAGGCCUCCAUCUUUCAGACUUAGGUCUCUCAGGAACAAUUGAUAUCGAAGCAUUACAACAGCUUCGUGGCCUUAGAACCAUCAGUUUUGUGAAUAAUUCUUUCUCGGGUCCGAUCCCUAAGUUCAAUAAACUUGGCGCAUUGAAAUCGCUCCUCUUAACCCACAAUGAAUUUUCUGGUGAAAUACCAAAUGAUUUCUUCACCCCUAUGUCAUCUUUAAAGAAAAUUUGGCUCUCUAAUAAUAAAUUCACAGGGAAAAUACCUGAGUCAUUGAUGCAACUAGCGCAUCUCAAAGAACUGCACCUUGAAUGGAACCAAUUCUCUGGACCAAUCCCACCAUCGAAACCACCCAAGCUACUAAUAGCCUCCCUGGACCUCUCACACAACAAGCUCGAAGGAGAAAUUCCCUCGAGCUUUUCCACAUUCGGUGCCUCUUCAUUUGCAGGAAAUGAUGGACUAUGUGGAAAACCACUUGACAAAGAUUGCUCUUUAAGCCCUCCAGCAAAAGGUGUAGCAGAAACUACCACUCCUUCAGGUGGUAAUUCCACAACCCUGGUUGGGAUGUUGAUGUUAGCAAUGAUAGCAGUUUUCAUUUUCUUCUCAAUGUGUCAUGGCGGGAAGAAUAAGGACGGUGAUUUCAGUAUGUUAGAGAAAGAGAACCUUGAUGAGGGGGUGCUGCCCGUGAGCGCACACGGCUCAAGCAAGAGGCUUUCGUCAGAGAAUAGUCGAAAAGGAAGUGUGUCUAGCCGAAGGCCAUCCCACCAAAGCAGGCCUGCUAUGGGAGAUUUGAUAAUGAUAAACGACGAAAAGGGUAGCUUUGGGUUGCCUGAUUUGAUGAAGGCAGCAGCAGAAGUUCUUGGAAAUGGCGGGUUGGGGUCUGCUUAUAAGGCCACGAUGACGAGUGGAUUGUCGGUAGUAGUAAAAAGGAUAAGGGAGAUGAAUAUGUUGGGAAGAGAUUUAUUUGAUGCUGAAAUGAGGCGGUUUGGGAGGAUAAGGCACAAAAACAUUUUGACUCCAUUGGCAUACCAUUUCAGGAAGGAGGAGAAGCUUAUGGUGUCAGAGCACAUGCCCAAAGGCAGCUUGUUGUACGUCUUGCAUGGUGAUCGUGGAAUUUGUCAUGCUGAACUCAAUUGGGCAACCCGUCUAAAGAUAAUCAAAGGAAUUGCAAGUGGAUUGGGUUUUCUGUAUUCGGAGUAUCCAACCUAUAACCUUCCCCAUGGGAAUCUGAAGUCCAGCAAUGUUCUUUUAAGUGAAACUUACGAGCCACUUCUGUGUGACUAUGCCCUCGAUCCACUAACCAAUCCCAACCAUUCUGCAGAGGCAAUGUUUGCGUAUAAAUCCCCUGAAUAUAUAGAAAAACGUCAGGUUUCUCCCAAGUCAGAUGUAUAUUGUUUCGGGAUCAUCAUUCUAGAAGUCGUCACUGGAAAAUUUCCUUCUCAGUAUCUUAGCAACAAUAUUAGCAACGCAAUGGGAGGGACAGAUGUUGUACAAUGGGUACUCCAAGCAACAUCGGAAGGGAAAGAGCAAGAAUUGAUCGAUCCUGAGAUAGCAAAAAAUAGCAGUAAAGAUUCAGUUGAUCAGAUGGUGCAACUGCUUCGAAUUGGGGCUACUUGCGUGGAAAGUAAUACAGCGCAACGGAUAGAGAUGAGCGAAGCAAUUAGGAGGAUAGAGGAAAUACAGGUUUGAGGAAUUUGAUCAUACGAUUAUAGGUUAAUGCAAGUUGCUUAAUUUGUUAGGUAAAGAACACGCGUUGAGGGAGGUUGUCAGCUUCCAAGUCCAUGCCUUCAUUCACAAUCAAACAUGGAUGACAAGCUCAAGAGAAAUUAAAGAUGAUAAGUUGAGGAAAGGGAUUCCUAGCAUUGCCUUUGCUUACCAUUUUCUCGAGAAAAAAUACACUAGAAUUUGUAAGACAAAUUUUGGUUGUGACUUGGCGGCCGCCCAACAUCUCCCAAAAAUGUACAUUAAAAGGAUUUAAGACAACACUUCUUCAUACAGAUUCAAUCACUCUGGAAUUAAUGGUUAGGACUUAGGGGGAAAAUUAUAGUCUCCGCCUUAAUGGCUAUUUUUUUUAAUUUUAUUUUAGAAUUUUUGGAAGGCAGUUUUCCUGUUGUAUAAAAACUUUUUUUCUUUUCCUGCUUUUCCUCCUCACCAUGUAAAUUUCAUAUUUGAUGUUGCAAGAAUUGACUCAAAGCUUUGGCUUUUAUUC
Hevea brasiliensis (rubber tree) is the source of this 2885-nucleotide messenger RNA. RefSeq names its product pollen receptor-like kinase 3. Gene Ontology annotation, molecular function: ATP binding; protein binding; protein kinase activity. Gene Ontology annotation, biological process: protein phosphorylation. The transcript has 2 exons. The coding region runs from base 479 to 2365 and encodes 628 amino acids. NCBI's taxonomy places the organism in Eukaryota, Viridiplantae, Streptophyta, Magnoliopsida, Malpighiales, Euphorbiaceae. The record is from RefSeq and is a predicted model, not a curated record.